GUGGACGGUGCGCGCAUGCGCGAUGAAUGAAAAUACUUCGCGCGGUUUCGUCAAAACCUAUCAAAACUGUGGAAAAAUAGGUAUCAUGUAAUGUUUCUGGACAUUUAACUUCACGUGUUUCUGAGGACAGCAACUGAGGCCAAGCCGCAGUUGAGCUGUAACUCAGAAGAAACAUGGCACCGGGGAAGGACCCUCAGUUGGAGAAAAUAAUUGAUAAAGUGUUAAAGAGUGGGCAUGUCCAAGCACUGGAUGUGUUCUUGCAAAUGAACACAUGUGAAGGGACCGCCAUAAAAUGUUCCCAACAGUUUCUCACCAAAUUGAAUAAACUUGUCAGCACGAGUUUGGAUCAAAAUGAUUUAAAGUCAGCCAGUUUGGGUCUCGCUGUCCUCUACAAGUGUGGGAAAAACCUGAAACUACCUGAUGGCUGUCAAGGACUGUCAGGAAUAAUAGCUCAAGGCCUGCUCAAAAAGAUGGUGCAGUGGUUUGAAAAAUGCAGGAAACUGUGGAUCCAGUGUGGCCCGCAGUGGGAUGAGUCCUUGUUCAACCUCUCUGAGGACUUCUUUGAUGCCUUAAUGGUGGUUCAUGAAGCAUGCAAAGAAGGAACAUACAAAAUCACAGAGUUAUUCCUGUUUCCUGUUGGUCAAUUAGCAGUAGACCCCAAAAUCUACAUCCUGAUCCAAAAAGAGGCAAUCCGUAAAUUUAACUUAAUUCUGGACAAGAUCCCAGUGGAGCUUAAGAAAGAGAGGAAGAUCCUAACAUCACAGGAGGCCUCAGAUAUCAUGAUCAAGCUGGCUGGUCAGAUAUUAAAGGGUGGUGAUUACGACUUGCAGACAGCCCUGAUGGAGGCAUUGUGCAGAAUGGCCACUAUUAACCAGAGGAAGCAGCUGGCAGAUAGAUGGUUCAGCAUGGAGCAUGUGGCCAGUGCAUUUGUCAAAAUCUGCGAUUCUGAGUUUGAGACGGAUUGUCGCAAAUUUCUGAACUUGGUGAAUGGAAUGCAGGGAGACAGGAGAAGAGUGCAUUCCUAUCCUUGUUUGGAGGUUUAUCUGGACAAGCAUGAGCUGCUGAUGCCCGCUGAUGAGAAGCUGGAAGAAUUUUGGAUCGACUUUAACCUCGACAGCCACAGCAUCUCCUUUUACUUCUCUUUGUGUGAUGAAGAAGCACAGGAGGGCCAGUGGGAAACAAUAUGUAUCAAUGAGAAUGAAGUCCAAAGCUACACCGUUACAGAGGAGGGCAAGAGGAAAGUCUUGCAGUUAAAGUUGUCAGAGGUGGUGGUCGUGGGUUCGGUGGAAGGCUCGAGUCUUAUCAUCCACUUCAGCUCCUCCCUGGACAUCCUGCACACUGCUCGUACCGUCUAUGGACACAGAAAAAACGAAGGCUUUGUGGGGAAGACAGGCAAAUCUGUAGUGAAGACUACAGUUAAAAUCAUAAUGGAAGAUAACAUCUCCCAGGUUGUUCCAGAGAGUCAGAUGUCCCUUGGUGAAAGUGAGAAAAAUACUGCUCCCUACCUACCUGCACCGUCUGCACCUUUACAGAUGGUGACCCCAACCAAGAUGAGGAUUUCAGAGUCGACCACCUUCAUCAGCAGCAGUGCAAGGGGAAGUGUGCAUGGUGCCAAUUCCUUCUCUGCUGUUAUCUCAUCAACCAAGGGUAAAGGGAAGCCAUGUCUCGAGAUGGUUCGUUCAUGUGAAAGGCGAGGGGAAUUGUACCUGGGAGAGCUCCGGACAACGGCUAAGACCUGCAGUAAUGGCACAACACCUAACAGCACAGUAGCAGGUGGCAUGACAGAGCAGAGUGCUACAUCUCUACAGAGCACGGCUUCCACACUGUCCAAUAAGAAUAAGGUUGGCAAACACAAAAAGAACAUACCACUGACGAAAGCAGUAGAAAUGGUUCUAGCUGCACAGGGAGAGGAACAGUCUCUGGAUUCUAAUUUUGUGCCUGACACCCAACCCAGAACUGGGAGAAACAUAUCUUUUAACUGGAACAAACUGUCAGUUUCUGAAAUGCUAACGAUGCCUACACAGAAAAUCAAUUCUCAGCCAAGAACUGAGUCUUGCUCAAGUUUGGCACAACAGCAGAAGCGCCCUUCCUCAGCACAGCGAUUGUCCGUUUCUGACAAAAGCUUAAUCAGCCAAAAGCAACUCCAUUCCGAACUCACCCAGCGCCUGCAGCAGGUCCUCGGUGAGAGGAACAAAGAUCCUGCACAUCAGGAGCCUUCUACAGCACAGACAAAAAUGUCUGAUAUUAAAGAUGACUCUAAAGGCAGAAGCUGUUUGGACCGGAGUGCUUCAACACUGUGUAGUACCAAAGAGCAGCAGGCCCAGAGCCUGGCCAAAGGGAAGAGCAAACACCAGAUGUCACUGGAGAUAGAUGCCACCCCAAUCAAAGCUCAAUCCAAGGCCUCCAAAACCAAAGCUCUGCAGAAGAGAGAACCACCGAAUGUUAAGGGUAAAACUAAUAGGGCCCUUUCAAGCAAAGAGAAGAGAGAUGCAGAGGUUACAGGCAGCAUGGUGAAGCUCAUCUCUAGCCGUUAUGAGCUUACCGCCCAAUCUUCAACAAAAGAUACUGCAGAAAUGAUCCAGAAUAGCCGGGUUCCUUCUCUCGUCAACAGGCCUAUCUUCAAUAUGAGCUGGUUAUCAACUGCUAAAAAAGAAGUAUCUGGAGGCGUAAGCCCAAUGAAAUCCCACAGCAAAACCACAACAAACUCUACGCAUCAGAAAAAAGAUGUUUUUGCUUUCAACAUGGAUGCAACAUUGAGUGUUGGGAGAAAGAGCAAAACCUUCAGCAACACUUCUGCCAUAUCAAGCAGUGGCAUUGAUGACUCAUCAGCACUCCUCAGCACAACCAAGAAAGGACAACCUGUGGCAAAAGAGAAGCGGCAUGUGAAGAAGCACCUGUUCAGCGACACAGACACAGACUGUGUCAUGACAGAUGUCAGCUGGCUGAGGGAAUCAAACAGGAAACCUAAACCCAAAGUUACCACAUACUCUAGGCAGGCGCCCGUCAAGCCUAAAGCUGUUUCUACUCAUACUUCAUAUGAAUCCCCAGAUAUACCCCCACCCUCUCAAAAACCUGGAAAGGGCAAUACCAAACCCAAAAAGAAGAAGCCUGAUGUGAAGGAGAGAUGGGAGCAGCCAAAAAAGACAGUGGAGCCAGCAGCAGCACCCAACAGACCACAUGUUGCAGGCAGGAGGCCCCAGAGAACUGCUGCCAUCUCUACCAAGAGCUACAGAGAGGCAGACACUGAUGACAGCCAGUCAGAAUCAGAGAAGGCUCUGUCUCCCAAGAAAUAUUCUGCAGGCCAGCGGGGGAAGAGCCGUUUAGAGGUUCCAGAGGUAAAGAAGAGAAAACCCUCCUCUGAGCAGUCCGCAGACACACACAGGAGACUGGACAGCAACAACCAGUCAGAUCUGAAAAAGCCAUCUGGAUACAAGCAGCAGAGGUCUGAGAAUGUUCUUCUGGAAACUUCGAAGUUUAAUAAGAAAAAUGUCGUCCCUGCCCAAGAACAGAUGAAUGGAUUGAAGGAUUCCUGGGCUGCCCGCCAGACCUCUUUCUGUCCGUCCCCUCCUUUCAUCGAGAGGAUGAGAUCUGCCGAGAGGUCAGCCCCAACCUUGGGUUUGACCUGCUCCCCUCUCCUCACCCCGCGGGGAUCCCCUCUCCCUGCCUCCUCCGACCCUCCCUGCGAGGACACCCCCUUGCCAAUCCUGCUGCUACCCAAACCUCGCUCUACAGUUAGCAGUGAAGGAAACUUUAGGCCAUCCUUUUUCUACAGUGCGGAAAAGAAGCGCAGCUCAUCCAAAACUCAAUCCAUCCUGUCUGGACCCUCUCUCCCUUCACUGACCCCCAAAGGUCAAACCCCUGCUGCCAGUUUUCCCCCAGGACCUCGUGCAGCAGAGAUAAAUCCAAUCCAGCAGAGUCUACCUUCAGCAUCUCAAUCUCCUUUGUCUCUGCCCCUGUUGACAUCCACACUCCUCGAGCUGGACAAGCCGUCCAUGCCCUCUCCUCCUCAGUCUCCGAUCCCUGAAGCCCCUGUCCAUAGUAGCCAUUAUGGCUUUAGUAAAAUGUCUUCAGUAUCCUGGGUUUCGAGCCAGUCGUCCACUAAAUCAUCAGUACUCACUAGUACAGUUAAGGACAGCCCCAUCGCUGCCCUGGCUGUGUCUCAUCAAACGGAGAAAACGCCUUCUUCAGACCGAGACGAAAAGUCUGAAGAGCUUCAUAUAUCAGGACCCAGUCGCAAGCGCCACAUCUCCUCAUCCAGUAAUUCCGAAGAAGAUGAGAAGGAAGAGAGGAAGAAAAGCAAGAUGAGAGCGCAGCAUUCUCCUCGGAUGAAACCAAGGAAGUUGUUCAAGUCCUUCGUUGGGGUGUCUGCUGACGAUGAGGUGAGCCGCGUGAUGUCCUCUUCGCACACAAUGAGCUCCAGUCACUGGGAGGCUGAGGUGGGGGAUGGAGACAUGGACAUGGAUGAGGAUUUUGAGUUGCCGAAAAUUGCUGUAAACCAGAGUGGCUUGUGCCAGCAAUUCAGCACUGGGCUGAAGAGGAAGUUCAAGAACCGUCACAAUAUGGUGGAGGUUUACAACAAGCAGUCUUUGAAGACCGUCCAGCAACAUGUCUCCUCCCUCAACAUUGAAGUUACCAAAUACAGGACUCAGAGGCUUGAACAGGUUCAGAAGGUCCUCUUGGACGAGAUCAACAAACUGGAGCAGGACGACACUGUGCUUAACCACAUGGAGACAGACCUGACUAUGUACUGGAAAAAGCAGACUGUGGCUUUCCAUUCUUACCAGGAGCGGGAAACUAUGAGCAAUGAGGCCCUGAAGAAAGCCCUCCGGAGCAACGUGUGUCACAGCUUGGAGUAUGAGGAGAGAAUAUUCACAUCCCAGAUGUGCCUGAUAAGAAAAGACAUGAAGUCGGUUCAGGACAGACUCCUCAGCGAGAUGCAAGAGGGGGAGAUCCAGAGUGUGAAGAGAGGCCUGCAUGCUUUGUUUUUCCCCUGAUGGAGUCUGGUGUUGAGCUGAAAAAUAUCCUGCCAAAGGUCUCUACACUAUAAACAAGGUUGUGUAUUACACCACAUGACGUACACUGCGCUGUUUACUUCAGCCGUGCUGGUUUCAUUUCACAAGUGUUUGAGUGCUGAUUGUUCCAGGUUCUGCUUUUAUUCUAUGUGGAUGUGUUUGGUUUAUUCUGACCUGGAUGUGUUGUUACUCAAUGUUAGCUUUUUUAUUAGACGUGUAAUGUUAUUCUGAUAUGUAUUACCUAAUGAAAUGUAUUAAUUUAAUUAUUUUUAGUGUUCUUGAAAGUAAAUACAGGUAAUAAGCGCUUGUUGGCUCUGUGAUAUUUUUAAUACAAAUUCCUGAUAUAUUCAUGUAGGUUAUUUAAGUACUGAAGAAUUUAACAUUUCACUUGUUAAAUACAUCAUUUGUUUUUAAAUACCUCUUCAACCUGAUUCUUGAUUGAAAAUAAAACUGUUAAAAAAUGAGAUCAGCCAUUCUUUAAAAAAGACCUUGUAUUUUGAAGACAAGUAGUGCUUACAAAGGUAUUUCUCUUUUCAGUGAAGACAUUGACGUCCCAUUCAGAUUGACAUACUGUAUGUACAUCCCCAAAACCACCUCCCCCAGACUGCACAGUCUUUACACAGUCCAAGUGACACAUUAUUCAUCAAUUAAGAAAAGGUGAAGCUGGUCACAUGCACAACUUCUUUCCACUACACAGAUUCACACUGCCUUGUCAAAGGAGUCCAUGAAAUAGUA
Molecule: messenger RNA, 5747 nt
Organism: Cottoperca gobio
Lineage: Eukaryota; Metazoa; Chordata; Actinopteri; Perciformes; Bovichtidae
Gene: sycp2
Product: synaptonemal complex protein 2
Exons: 46
Coding region: 174-4994 (1606 amino acids)
Biological process (GO): mitotic G1 phase; female meiotic nuclear division; male meiotic nuclear division
Cellular component (GO): lateral element; condensed chromosome, centromeric region
Source: RefSeq, a predicted model, not a curated record